AUGGGUGAGGUGAAAUGCCUUGCUCCUGUAGAAGUCACAAACAAGAACAUGAGAUUUCUUCUUACACACAAUCCAACCAGUGCGACCUUAAACAACUGUAUAGAGGAAGUUAAGAGUUAUGCAGUUACCCCAAUAGGAAGAGUAUGUGAAGCAACUUACAACACUGCUCUUGUGCAGAAAGAAGGCAUUCUGGAGAAGUUCCGUCCUAAAAUGUGGCUCUGCUUUAAGGAUUCCAAUGGUCAUAGAAACAAUGGUUGUACUCAAUAAAUCUGGGGUGCCUGAUGCCAUUGCCAAGGAAGUGGAACUUCAGAUGGGAGCUGAUUUGUCACAUGUAAUUACCCAGUGUGUCAGCUUAUCAAGUAAGUCUACUGAAGCUCCAUGGCAAUAUUGAAAAAGAGUUUUACCAGGCCACAAACUCAACAGAAUUUCAACCUCUAUAUUUGGGCUAUGAUCAACAUGUUUGGAUACUUAGCAAAAGAUUUUUGCUGGUCAGCAUUUAAAAUGUGCUCGUUAUUUGAACCAAUUGAGUAAUGUCAUUUAAUGUGCUCCUGUGCCAGAAUAUUAUUAGUCUAUAAGGAAUUUAGAAGGAUUAGGUGCCAAAAUACCCAGCACAAUACUUGUAUAUUUUUAGCGUCAUAACAGAACAAAAACUCCAAGAACUAAGAACUCUGUAGACGUUCCAUGGCGUAUUCCUUCAGUCAUCUCAAACACCGUGGGCUUCUCUUGCUCUCUGCCUGCUCACUCUAUGCUUACAUCUCCCACACUUACACCAGAAUCCAUCAGGAUUGCUUUGCCAUCAUUCUAUUUUUUAAACUAAGUCUUGCAGUGAUUAUUUAAUGUCUUUGUCUUAUUCUGUGCUCUUUGGGAAACCUCCAUUUGAAAAUCAACUUUGUUACAGAGGCACAAAUCUUCAAUGUCUCCAGACAAUACGCCUUAUAGUAAAUUUAGAGUUUGCACACAGAGGUGCAACCUAACAAGAAGGGCCUGAAAAAGAGAGGAGAGGAGGCUAUUAAA
Rattus norvegicus (Norway rat) is the source of this 1014-nucleotide messenger RNA. Lineage: Eukaryota; Metazoa; Chordata; Mammalia; Rodentia; Muridae. The record is from RefSeq and is a predicted model, not a curated record.